Saccostrea cuccullata (small rock oyster) is the source of this 3373-nucleotide messenger RNA. RefSeq lists its product as uncharacterized. Gene Ontology annotation, biological process: protein deubiquitination. Gene Ontology annotation, molecular function: cysteine-type deubiquitinase activity. NCBI's taxonomy places the organism in Eukaryota, Metazoa, Mollusca, Bivalvia, Ostreida, Ostreidae. The coding region runs from base 1 to 3303 and encodes 1100 amino acids. The transcript has 6 exons. The record is from RefSeq and is a predicted model, not a curated record.
AUGUCAUCGUCAAAAGAAGUGAAUCAACUGAUAGAAAAGGAAUCUUCCAAAAUGUUACCAAAUUUCAUUCAAGUUUGGAAUUCAACAGAAAAUGAAAAUUGUUUUGUAGAAAAGGAAUAUGCAAACAUCUUCAUUGAAGAUUCAGUUCAUGAACGAAGUAAAAGUAAUGAGAAGGAAAUUACCGAGCAUGUUUCAAGAACAAGAAAUGUUUCAAAUGAAAACACAAAGUUGGAUAAAAUGAAAUUAAAUCCCAUAAAAGUAUCCGAAGAAAAAUCUGUUUCAAAAAAUGUGCAAUCGGUGCAUGCAGAUGAAAGUAAAAUAGAAGGAAUUCAUGUUUUGGAAGAAGAACCUCUUGUUCCGACACAUUUAGAUAAUCAUGACAAAGAACAGCCUCAGAGGGAGUUGGAUAAUUUGAAUGGAAAAGAGCAUCAAGUUCAGAAAGACUUGGAUGAAGAAGAAGCAUUUGAUAAAAGAGACUUGGAUAAUUUGGAUGAAACCGACUAUUACGACAGUGAAGACGAAUACAGAGAAAAAGAACAAACGUCGACUUUAAUGGGCAAAGCUUUCAUAUCGCUAUCGAAAGAAUUUCACCAUUUUGAACAUGUUGAAGACAAUAACAGUAGAAAAGUGAACGAAAACCCGCAUAUACAAGCAUUGCGGAAUUCAAUCAAGAGAUUUGCAGAAGACAACGGUUUUGAGAUUCAUGACGGUCCAUUAGACGGUGCCUGUAUGUUCCGCUCGAUAGCCGAUCAGCUCAUGAUAAAUGGACGAUUCGGCCACACAGCAGACGAUCUGCGAGAAGAAGCUUUAGAAUAUUUGCGGAAGAAUCCACUUUUAGCAGAUGGGACACAUACCCAGUAUUUCCUUUCUAAAGAAACGUGGGAGCAAUAUCUUCAGAGAAUGCAACAGACCACAGAAUGGGGAGAUCAUAUAGUACUAAAGGCCCUGGUAAACAAACUCAACGUUAAUGUGGUAGUUUUGAAUGUCAAAGAAGAAUCCGUCCAAAGGAUUGAGCUUUCCCCAGAUAAUAAAAGUGUAGACUCUUGGACGAUAACUUUAACCUUGGGACACCUUGGCGAGUUCCACUACCUAAGCUUGAGACCAAAGCUAUGGAGAAAAUACUGGCCUUACAAAGCAAUCUUGUUUAAGCUACAGUUAAGCUCGCAUGGAACAUCUUCUACUAUAAGGGAUAAGAUUCUUAGCACCAAGCUAGCCAAAAUGGGUAUAAAAACCCUCAUUGAAGAGGCAGGCUUCUUUGAUUUGAGAGCAAGUGCACACGACCCACCAGAAAACUUCCCAAAGGGACACUACUCAACAAACUCGGACAACACAGACAAUAUAGCAAGCAUUAUUGAUCAAUCUGUCUUCUCGGAAGAAAAUCUAAAUUAUUUGAUGGAGUAUUUGCAUGAUGAUACGCUAUCUGGAGUCAAUCUCUUCAAGCUUUCCUACUUUAUAAAGCAUUUAAUGCCUUUUGAAAUGAUAAGAAUUUAUACUCCAGAGUUGUGCCAUCGAAUGAAACAUUUAGAAUUACCUAUUUUGUAUGAAGUCAUGGGUUCUUGCGCCGAUCAAACGGAUGUUACUCUUCGAGAUAUAUCAGCUGCAAACACAAUGUUGAUGCAUCAUGACCAGAAAAAAGUUAAACAACCAGUCUUAAUUGCUAUGGAUUUGGAUGUAGAUGUACAACAUUUCAAUCACAUCUGUGAUCGAUUUAAACGAAAGACUGUCUAUUAUGCAGAUAUAAAUGAGACACACCCUGGGUAUUGUCGACUUAGAAAAAAUCUGACAGAUAAUAGCAGCUAUUUUGAAGUCGAAGUGAGGGAAUUUACAUCAAACAAUUUUCCUUAUUAUUGCUACAAGGGUUUUCUUUGUCACACUCUCCCUCCUAACUUCAGAGAUUGGACAUAUGCAAGUUGGCCACCCAAAGCAGUUAAAAUGUGUGUUUCUCUCAUGAAAUGUGCAUUACUUCCAAAAUGUCAUCCAACAAGUGGAGAAUCACAGUUUGAGUGGAAGUACAAUUUUUCCAUGGCAGAAAGCUGCUUAAUCAAGCAAGGACUCACUCCUUUUCAGUCUCAUGCUCUGUAUGUAUUGUGGAUCAUUCUUGAAAAUAUGACGAUGCAUUUGCAGAAGCCGAUUAAGCGGAAGCAUUUGAAAGCUGUAUUUUUCAAUGCUUGUGAAAAACUUCCUCAACAUGCAUGGGAAACAAAUAUAGGAGGCUGCUUUCUCUUUGUCAUCAGUUUAUUAUUAGCAUGUUUGAAAAAGAGAUUCCUGCCUCAUUAUUUCAUUCCAUCGAACAACAUUAUUGAUUGCUAUUCGUCAGAGGAAAUUGAUACACUAUGUGUAUACGUAGAAGCCAUCCGAUUAUUUCCAAUUUUCACCAUUCAGAGCGUAACUGAAUUGCAUGGAUACCUAUUUGGAGGAAGACUUUCAAAUCAUUUAUUCGGCAAUGUUCCUGUAAAAGGCGUAAAGUCUCAAAUAAUUUUGCGAAACAAGAUGGUUCGUAGCACUAUCGACGCUGUAAAAUUUUAUACGCGACAAGGAUAUUACGGUGUUGCCUGUAAUUUGCUUCGAGAUGCCCAUGAAUGCCUAUUACUUGGUCCAGAAUCAGACGCAGACCAGCCAAGUUUUCAAGAAUUUAUCAGUGCUGCUAUUGAUGAACUUUCCCAGAGAUCAUCGCGGAUAAUUCUAGCUAAACGAUUUGAAAAAGAACACCAUUUAGAUUUUUCUGACAAAUACGAAGCUAAAAACAAGAUACUUGUAAGACACAUUCUACCAUGGGAGGUCGAUUAUAGGCUAGCCAGUUUGGAAAUUCCGGUGACUGAAGACAUCGAUUUCCAAUUUUUGGCUGACUUUUUUCACUCAAAUUAUCAAGAAAAUAUUGCCAAAAAACGAAACGCAUGCCUUGCUUCUCUUGCCAUUCAAACUGCUGUAAAAUGCAUAGAUGAGGCGAUCAGUUCUCACAUUGAUGUCUCAAAAUCUAGUCAGGAUAGCAAACCAUAUACACGGGGGAAGAAAGGCUUAAGCGAAUUAAAAGAAAGGAAAAUACAUUACCUUGAAGAUGUGUACAGUGUGUCCGUAUUCUUGGAAUCUGUCUAUCCCAUUCUAGACUACGUACAUGAUGUAGAGGAACUCUGCAAAGACUUACCGGAACACAAUGAUGUUUUAAGAAAAAUUUUGCGUUACACUGGGGGUCAAAGGAUGUGCAAGAAUUCCCCAGGACAUAGUCACACCUGGAUGGAUGGCAACAGUUUGAUGGAAGGAUUUCCUCACUUUCAUUAUACUCCUUUUUCAGUUUUCAAAAGCUGAAAUAUUUGAACGAUUUUUCAUAUUCAAAUCGCCUUUAUAUUACUUGUCAAGGGAGAACUGUUAGUCUGCC